Molecule: messenger RNA, 1497 nt
Organism: Caenorhabditis bovis
Lineage: Eukaryota; Metazoa; Nematoda; Chromadorea; Rhabditida; Rhabditidae
Source: the annotation of a GenBank genome assembly
AUGGCCAAAAUAGGCAAGGAGAAUCUGCUACUCUUCUUCACCGUACUUGGUGUCGCAAUUGGUAUCGGUCUCGGGCUUGCAUUGAGGGAUCCUAAUCAACAAUGGUCAAAACGUCAUCUAUCGUACUUGCGAUUUCCCGGCGACCUCUUUGUGCAAAUGUUGAAAAUGCUGAUUCUCCCGAUGAUCAUGUCAAGCAUAAUCACAAGUCUUGCUUCGUUGGACUCGGCGACCGCUGGCCGCCUCGGUGUCGUGUCAAUGACCUAUUACAUGUUGACGACGUUCUCGGCAGUUUUUCUUGGAAUUUUUCUCGUUUCGGUGAUUAAGCCUGGCAAAUGGACGACGACCAAUGUUGAGGAUCUUGUGGGAAAUGUGAAGACAACGCCAUGCGUCGCCACCGCUGUUGACACUGUCAUUGAUCUUUUCAAGAGUUGCUUCCCGGAGAAUUUGAUGGAGGCAACAUUCCGAAACACCAAAGUUUGCCUCAAGUUUUACAAUGGCUCCACCGAAAUUGCUCCGGAAGUUGCUAUGACAAUGGCACCAGAGCAGCGUGCUCUUUUCACCGAGGUCCCCGAAAAAGUCACAUCAGAUGGAAUGAACAUUUUGGGAUUGGUGGUGUUCAGCGUUGCGCUUGGUAUCGUCAUCGGUGUCGUCGGCGAGGAAGGCAAACCAUUGAAGAAUUUUUUCAAGAGCUUGGAAGCUGUCAGCAUGCAAUUAAUCUCAUGGGUUAUCAUGUAUUCCCCAAUUGGCAUCACAUUCCUCAUCGCUGCCCAAAUCGUGGGAAUGAAGGACCCUGGACAGGAAUUGCAUAGACUUAUGGGAUAUGUGAUCACCGUUAUCUCAGGAUUAUUGAUUCACGCAUUCGUCAUUAUUCCGACAUUGUGCAUUGUGCUCGCUCGAAGAAAUCCGCUGAAAUUCGUUGCUGGAAUUGCUCAAGCACUACUCACUGCUCUCGCAACUAGCUCGAGCUCCGCCACCCUUCCAUUAUCGAUUAAAUGUUGCGAGGAGAACAAUGGAAUUGAUCCAAGAGUUACUCGAUUUGUUCUCCCACUUGGUGCCACAAUUAACAUGGACGGAACUGCUCUUUAUGAAGCAGUGGCGGCGAUUUACAUUUCGCAAUGCGUUGGAAAUGAUUUGUCGCUUGGACAGGUUAUUUUGGUCUCGAUGACUGCAACGUUGGCUAGUAUUGGAGCAGCCGGAAUCCCACAAGCUGGAAUUGUUACAAUGAUAAUGGUUUUGAUCGCGAUUGGCCUCCCUACGAAUCUCUUCAUUCUCAUCUUCCCAGUCGACUUCAUGCUUGAUCGCCUUCGCACCACUGUCAAUGUCUAUGGUGACAGUAUCGCCACUGCUUGUAUUGAGCGGCUCUGCGAGAAAUAUCUUGCCAAAGGCGGCGUUCGCGAAACCAAUGAUCAGGGCUACAGUAUGCUUUCAACAAACGCUUCUCCUGACCCGAAACGAAUUACAAUCGGCAAUAACUGUGAGAACUCGCACAUGUUGUAA